Molecule: messenger RNA, 3388 nt
Organism: Acanthochromis polyacanthus (spiny chromis)
Lineage: Eukaryota; Metazoa; Chordata; Actinopteri; Pomacentridae
Gene: smad10b
Product: SMAD family member 10b
Exons: 11
Coding region: 152-1807 (551 amino acids)
Biological process (GO): cell differentiation; SMAD protein signal transduction; anatomical structure morphogenesis
Cellular component (GO): heteromeric SMAD protein complex
Molecular function (GO): DNA-binding transcription factor activity, RNA polymerase II-specific; I-SMAD binding; RNA polymerase II cis-regulatory region sequence-specific DNA binding
Source: RefSeq, a predicted model, not a curated record
GGCUGUCUGUGACCCCCCCACCUCACCAUCCUCCUCCUCCCGGUGAGACUCUGUCUGGAUCAGACGGAGACACACCGACACACCGAGCUUCGGUCCCACCGACAGCAGCAGCGGAUCGCAGCCGAGCGGAGAGCGCCGAGUCCCGGUGACCAUGUCGGUGCUUGGCUCCGCCCCCAGCAGUGCCGACGCCUGCCUCAGCAUCGUACACAGCCUCAUGUGUCACCGGCAGGGCGGCGAGAAUGAGGGCUUUGCAAAACGGGCCAUCGAAAGUCUGGUGAAGAAGCUGAAGGAGAAGAAGGAUGAGCUGGACUCACUCAUCACCGCCGUCACCACCAACGGAGUCCACCCCAGCAAGUGUGUCACCAUCCAGAGAACGUUGGACGGACGGCUGCAGGUAGCGGGCAGGAAGGGUUUCCCUCAUGUGAUCUACGCCCGUCUGUGGCGUUGGCCCGACCUCCAUAAGAAUGAACUCAAACAUGUCAAGUUCUGUCAGUUCGCCUUUGACCUCAAGUACGACAGCGUCUGUGUCAACCCCUACCACUACGAAAGAGUGGCGUCGCCCGCCGCCACAGGUCCUCAGUCCCUGAUCAAGGAAGAGUUCAUGCAGGACUGUCUGCAGAUCGACUUGCCCCCCCACGCAGACCCCUACAGCCAGCCCCAUGCCGGCAGCAUGUAUCCCAGCAUGCCUCUCUCUCCUCCAGGUAGUGGCUCCAUCACACCUGCCGGGGGGGUCGGUGGGGGAAUGGGCGGGGCUCCUGAGGGCCCCGGGCUCCUGCAGAUUGCCUCCCCUCACGACCACGGCAACCGGACUCCCCCACCUCACCUGACCACACCCCACCCGCCUCACUCUUCGGCCGCUGCCUCCCCCCACCAGCAGAGCCCCGAGUACAACUGCCCCCCCAAACCUGUCACCUGGUCAGGUAACAGCCACGCCCCCUACAGCCCUGGAGGACCCCAGCUGAGUGGGCGGAGCCAUCAGCAGCAGGCACCAGUACAUCAUCAGCAUCACCACGCCCCCAACACACACUUCUGGUCGCAGCAUCACAGCGCUGCUCCGUAUCCUCAGCCAGUGUCCAACCAUCCAGGUCCAGAGUUCUGGUGCUCCAUCUCCUACUUUGAGUUGGACGUUCAAGUUGGUGAGAUGUUCAAGGUCCAGUCCAGCUGUCCUCUGGUGACCGUGGACGGUUACGUGGAUCCUUCAGGUGGUGAUCGGUUCUGUUUAGGGCAACUGAGCAAUGUACACCGAACCGCCGCCAGCCACCGUGCCAGGCUCCACAUCGGUCGUGGGGUGCAGCUGGAGUGUCGGGGGGAAGGUGACAUCUGGAUGCGUUGUCUUAGCGACCACUCGGUGUUUGUCCAGAGCUUCUACCUGGACCGGGAGGCGGGACGAGCGCCAGGUGAUGGAGUUCAUAAGAUCUACCCCGGAGCUUACAUCAAGGUUUUUGACCUGCGACAGUGCCACAGACAGAUGCAGCAGCAGGCGGCAGCAGCUCAGGCAGCUGUAGAGACUCAGCCAGUUGUCGGUUCGAUUCCUGGACAGAAUGGCGUUGGAGGAAUCUCACCUGCUGUCAGUGGGCACUCGGCGGCGGUUCAUCCUCCAGGUGUGCGUUCGGUGGCAGGUCUGGGCGUGGACGACCUGCGCAGGCUGUGCAUCGUGCGGCUGAGCUUUGUGAAGGGAUGGGGCUGCGACUAUCCUCGACAGAGCAUCAAAGACACGCCCUGCUGGCUGGAGGUUCACCUGCAUCGAGCGCUGCAGCUGCUCGACCAGGUGCUGCACAUGCUGCCAUCACGAGAACGCACACUCUGACACACACCUGUGGCGGUGCAACACCUGAACCCUGACAUCUGAUAUCUGUAACUUGAUACCUGUUUACUGACAACUGAUACAUGUUUAAAGACACCCAAUACCACACACUCAACACCUGAUACCCAUUUAAGGACACCUGUCAUCUGUCACCUGAUACCCAUUUAAGGACACCUGAUACUUGUUUUAGGACAUCUGAUACCUGACAACUGACUCCUGACAUCAUCUAAACCACAUGUGUCAAACUCAAGGCCCGCAGGCCAUAUCCGGCCGUAAUACAAUUAUAUCCGGCCCACGAGAUCAUUUUACAUUGAUUUAUUAUUAUUGUUAUUAAUGGCCCGACGAUAUGAAGCGCUGAUAACACCCAAACUACAGAUCCCAUAAUGCAGUGCAACAGCUGCCUUGCCGAAUGAGAGGUUACCUGGGAACAUUUCCGCGUCGUUUAAGUCAAGUGUCUGUUAUUGUCUGUAACCCUAUUGUAACGUCAAAGCUAGCCCUUAACAAUGGCGAAAAGAAAAGUUGAUUCUGAAAGCAGAGCCUUUCAAAGCGAUGGGAGGCUGAGUAUAUGUAUGUUGACAUUGCUGGUAAAGCCGUGUGUCUUAUUUGUGGAGCUAAUGGCUGUAAUUAAGGAAUUUAAUCUAAGAGGGCACUUUGAGACAAAACAUCAGGACAAGCUGAAAAACCUGCAUGCACCUUUGCACUAAAAUGUCGGAAAAACUUAGACUUAUUGUUAACUUAUUGUCGACUUAUUAUGCGAUAAGUUUACUGGUCUGGCCCCUUUGAGAUCAAAUUAGGCCGUAUGCGGCCCCUGGACCAAAAACAGUUUGACACCCCUGAUCUAAACAGUCAGGAUUGAGAAGCUCCGCCCACAUCCUCCUCCUCACAGGAGUCAACAAACACACCGUAGCACCUCAUUGGUCGUUUUAGACAAUCAGCCAAUCGCAGCAUCUUAUCCUUCCUGUCAGUCAUAUGAGUUUCCAUCAAUACCAGUGGCAAGUCUGACAAAUUAAGGGAUCAGUUCACACAAAUUAUUAUCUUGUUGUGUUGUUGUAUUAUAAUGUCAGCUCACUGACAUCACCCCCUGCUGGUUGGUUGCAGUAGAGGCCAUAAGGCCCACCCCUGUACAGUUACUAGUCACUGUUAUCAAGAAAAUUAAUAAUUUGAGUGAAGUGACCCUUUAACUGCUGGAAAACAUGUUGACAAUCAGCUGUUACCAAAAACACGCCCAUCGUCACGUCUCUCCUUAUUGUUUUGUUUCGUUUUGCUCUUUCCAUUUUGUGUUGGACUGUUUCUUCUUCUACUUUAUUUAUUUUUGUCAUCUACAGAACCUUCGUCCCCUCUUGUUGACAUCAUAUCCUGUUUCCACUGUGAUUCCUCUCUGACCUGUCAGAUUAUUUAUUCUGUCAUCAGGUUUUUUUCUGUCUUUUAGCACAUUUUACAUUUUAACUUUUUAUACUGAAAAGAUCUAAAACUCUGUAUCAUGCUGUUUAUUCAAAUUAAACUUUUAUGAUUAAAACUAAAUGAAUCACAACGUCUGUAUCUUUGUUUCCUCCUAGUUUGUGAACAAUAAACUGUAAAAUUAGA